This is a messenger RNA of Stylonychia lemnae, 879 nucleotides long. The record is from the annotation of a GenBank genome assembly. NCBI's taxonomy places the organism in Eukaryota, Ciliophora, Spirotrichea, Sporadotrichida, Oxytrichidae.
AUGGACUGCUGUUGUUACUUUGACAUUUUAGCCAUUAUUCUAGGCGCAUAUGUCUUAAUUCCGAAAAUUCUAGAAAUUGUGGAAGUCAUCAAUCACAGCUUUAUGUUCAAACAAUAUGACAUCAAGACUAGAUAUUAUGGUAAAGAUUCUUGGGCGUUGAUAACAGGAUGUACUUCUGGAAUUGGAGAAGAAAUUGCUCACAGACUUGGCUCAUUUGGAUUUAACUUAAUUUUAGUCUCAAGAAUAGCUGAUUUUGCGAAAAAUGGAGAGACUUUAGAGCUUUAUGAUGAUAUCUAUAAUAAGAUUAAGGAUUUAGAUCUCGCUAUUUUAGUUAAUAAUGCGGGAGUUAAUACAAGAAAUUACAUUAAAGAUACACCUUUAAAGGACAUUAUGGAGAUGGUUAUUGUAAAUACUUACCCUUAUACCUUUUUGACUCAUAAACUCCUGAGUAAACUUAAGGAAAGAUAAAGCAAGAGUGCUAUUAUUACAAUCAGCAGCUCAAUCACAGUUAACCCAGCAGCAUUUGAUGCUAUUUAUGGUUGUACAAAAAUCUUUGAGUUAUUUACAAUGGAAGGUCUAAGAUUAGAGAAUAAAGAUUAGAAAAAUUUAGAUUUUUUGAUUAUUAAUCCAGCUUAUGUAUCAACUAACAACGCAAGAUUGCAUCCUGGCAGUUAGGUUGAAACAACAUAGACAUUUGUUGACAGUUUAUUUAAGGCUCUUGGCAACACUUAAAUGACUUUUGGAACUCCCAAACACUGCAUAAAUGGUUUUGUCUUAAAACUUAUGUCAGGAUUAACUGCUAAUUUUAAUGCUUAUCAUUUCUUAUCAGAAAGAAUAAUAUCGAAAUUAGCUAAUUAGAUGUGGGAAAAGAGAACUUGA